GGCUGCCUGAGGAGCCGGAGCGGCGGAGGAGGCGGCUGAGGCGGGCGCGAUGAUGUCGGUGCGGGUGGCGGCGCCGCCGGCCGUGGAGCUGAAGGAGCUGGCCGGGGCCCUCGACAAGGCCGGCGGAGGAGGAGGAGGAGGAGGAGGCGGAGGCGGCUCCGGGCCCUGCGCCCCGCCGCCCCAGCCCGAGCCCGGCCUCCCGAGCGCGGCGGCGGCGGCGGCCCCCAAGGCGCCCCAGGCUUCGGCCAUGAAGCGCAGCGACCCCGCGCCGCUCUCCAGCGCCGCCGCCCAGGCCCCGCGGCUGGCCGGCGACGGGGCCGGCGCGGUGGGGCCGCUGGGGGAGGCCCUGGUCAGCCCCGACGGGACCGUCACCGAGGCGCCGCGCACCGUCAAGAAGAUCCAGUUUGCUGACCAAAAGCAAGAAUUCAACAAGCGCCCCACCAAAAUCGGCCGCCGCUCACUGUCCCGAUCCAUCUCCCAGUCGUCAACAGACAGUUACAGCUCUGCUGCCUCGUACACAGACAGCUCUGACGAUGAGACGUCCCCUCGGGACAAGCAGCAGAAGAACUCCAAAGGCAGCAGCGACUUCUGCGUGAAGAACAUCAAGCAGGCCGAGUUCGGGCGCCGGGAAAUCGAAAUUGCUGAACAAGAAAUGCCAGCACUCAUGGCUUUGAGGAAACGAGCUCAGGGAGAGAAACCACUGGCUGGAGCCAAGAUUGUGGGCUGUACACACAUCACUGCUCAGACUGCGGUUCUCAUGGAAACCCUUGGUGCCUUGGGCGCUCAGUGCCGGUGGGCCGCCUGCAACAUCUACUCCACCCUCAACGAAGUGGCUGCCGCCCUGGCCGAGAGUGGAUUUUCCGUUUUUGCCUGGAAGGGAGAAUCGGAGGAUGACUUCUGGUGGUGUAUCGAUCGCUGUGUCAAUGUUGAGGGAUGGCAGCCAAACAUGAUCUUGGACGAUGGUGGAGAUCUCACACAUUGGAUUUACAAGAAGUAUCCCAACAUGUUUAAAAAGAUCAAGGGGAUUGUAGAGGAGAGUGUUACUGGUGUCCACAGAUUGUACCAGCUGUCCAAGGCAGGCAAGCUGUGCGUCCCAGCUAUGAACGUCAACGACUCCGUCACCAAACAGAAGUUUGACAACCUCUACUGCUGCCGAGAAUCCAUUCUAGAUGGCCUUAAAAGAACAACCGAUAUGAUGUUUGGAGGCAAGCAGGUGGUGGUCUGUGGUUAUGGAGAGGUUGGGAAGGGCUGUUGCGCUGCUCUGAAGGCCAUGGGCUCCAUCGUGUACGUCACGGAGAUUGACCCAAUUUGUGCCCUCCAAGCCUGCAUGGAUGGCUUCCGGCUUGUGAAACUCAACGAAGUGAUUCGGCAAGUGGACAUUGUCAUCACCUGCACAGGUAACAAAAACGUCGUGACCAGAGAGCAUCUGGACAGGAUGAAGAACAGCUGUAUUGUUUGUAACAUGGGGCAUUCCAACACGGAAAUUGACGUGGCAAGCUUGCGUACCCCUGAGCUGACGUGGGAACGGGUGAGGUCUCAAGUCGACCACGUCAUCUGGCCUGACGGGAAGAGGAUAGUGCUGCUGGCAGAGGGCCGCCUCUUGAACCUGAGCUGUUCCACAGUCCCUACCUUUGUGCUCUCCAUCACGGCCACCACCCAGGCGCUCGCCUUGAUAGAACUGUACAAUGCCCCAGAAGGACGUUACAAACAGGAUGUGUAUCUUCUGCCUAAAAAAAUGGACGAGUACGUGGCCAGCCUUCAUCUCCCAACAUUCGACGCGCACCUGACGGAACUUACAGACGAGCAAGCAAAAUACUUGGGACUAAACAAAAACGGGCCUUUCAAACCAAACUACUACAGGUAUUAAUUUCCUGUGGCUGAAGCCGGAAGGAAGACGAGGAACCGGAGCCCAGGGCCUCUCUCCAUUUCUGUACAGGACAACCAGCACCCCACCAAACGCCUGAAGUUAGAAACGGGCGUGCUCCUGUAGUACACAGUGUGUUAGGUUAUUUAUUUAUUAAACUAGAAUUCUGUAAAUGCGGCCUCUGCCAAUGGUGUUUUUCAAAUUGCCAGGGGGACUGUGAGAUGAUGGACUUUGGGUUUUUGAAGGGCUGGGGCGGGGUGGAAAGCGAUGGGGGUGGGAGGCGAGAGAUUGAUCGGCCAAACGAAUUUGACUGCAGAUUUUGUCAGCUUCACGCAAUUUGUUUGUCGCUGUAUUCUAAACCCAUGUAUCGCAAGAACGGGUAAAAGCAGGCAGCCAGGACAGAGGCGCUCAUCACUCUUGGUUUCCUUCCUUUCUAAAGUUUCUGUGCUACGGCAGUCAGGAGAACGAGGACAGAUUGGCAGGGGAUUGCGGAGCUGCUGCUUCUAAAAUGUCUCCAAGGCUUGAUAGGGUUCCAGUCGCUGCUUAAGCCUCUUCCAGCCUCAGGGCAGGGAAACUUGUUCUGAAUUUUAGCUGCUCGUGCAAGGGGAAGGGGGCCACCGAUGAUGUCCCGUUGGUGUCUGUGGAGCAGGCACCAUUUGCAGGAAACCACAGCCCAAGCUCUGCAACCAUUUGUGUGCGACUCUUGCCUAGCCCCAUCCUCUUCCAAACCUACCAAAGUGAUGCUUUAGUUAGGGCGCCAUGAGCUCCGGUCAGCCAGACGCCCCUCCUGUGGGCAGCCUCUGCUUAUGUUUCAUGGGCUCCUCCUCGAAGGCAAAGCUUGUAAACCUUCAUGCAGAGCUGCAGAUCAGGGCAGCCAAUCUGUGCUCUCCGGUGGACCUUCUUGGCCUAGAGUCUUCCUCGUGUGCUGGAGGGGUGGAGAAUGGGGGGCCAGACACGCAUGUGUGGUCUUAGGAAGUGUCCAAGCCUCCCUUGGCUGGCUUAGCCACUUUUUAACUGGUGUCUCUGUCACCUGCAAACGUGACCCAAGAAUUCUAUCGGCCCAAAAUAAUAGAAAAGCAGAUCUAGUUCACAAAAGUGGAGUCGAUCUGUGCUGCAAAUGGAGCAGGCACGUCUUUUGGUCACUGGAGUUUGUGACAGAUGCUGGCACCAUCUGGGGAUAACUUCCCUCGCAGAUCGUGUCGUGCUGGAGCUGUGCCUCCCCACUGGGUGUAGAAUGACCUGGAUGUGCACUCCAAAAUGCAGGGAAAUUGUUGUAUGGCAUUUCACGAGAGAGCUUUUCGCACCGCUGCAAGAUUUAUCCAGUGCCCCUCUCAUCUCCUCCCCGUUGCCGGCAUGUUGUAUUGCCUCUGUGCCUGCGCUACUAGUUCUUGUUAACAAGAUCUUAAAGGGGGGGUGGGGAAUUGGUUGCCUGACUGAAUCCUUGGCAAAGCCCUUUCGUUGUACCUGACAGGUUUAGAAAUCUCCUCCGGACGGGGCAGAUGAGUAACCGGCAAGUCAUUUUCUUCUGGUUCCGUGUGCCCUCCCCCCCCUGCCCCCGGUAAUAGUUGCAAAUAUUCUGAACAUGCUUGUUUCUUCUUCCUGGAAUCGGAGGCUCAGAUUUUCUGUAUAUAUUUGUGAACACUCUUGAGCUAAGCCCAGUUGGGCCCGUGUCUCUGCACCAGCCUUAAUCAAUGUAAUUUGCCAGCAAAUUGGAAAGGGAGGAACCUUGAAGAGGGUCCUGGAAGGAGCUCUGUUGUGAAAUCUUUUGGCUCCUGCUAAAAACAGCAAUCAAAUAAAAUCCUCCAGGGGUCUGGGCACAUGCGGAUGCCCUAGUACAGAUUCAACAUGAGGUGGCAGUUGGAAAACAAAAAGCAAAAGUUCCCGCCGUGGGGGUGGGAGGAGAUACAGCUGACAAAAAGUAUUUUAAGGCCCAGGAUGUUGCAUGGGAGGGAAAGCAGCUGAUAAUGGAGCAUAAACUGACCAGUUGCAAUCAUUCCUGUGGGCUGCAGUUUCCUGCCAAUAAAUCCCCGGUGGUCUAGACGCACCCUUCUUCAUCCAUUCAGUAGAAAAGGCUAGUCUCAGUCUCUUGCUGUUCCUGGGGACCGCGGCAGUACAAAGGCUUGCCUUGCUGUCCUUCAUACAAUUGUGAAUCUACAACCAUAUUUUGUGAUGUUUAAUCCCAUCCAUGGCCUGUAUAGGAAGAGGAUGGAUUGAGCUGUCUGGUUGUGUUGAAUGCAACGUUUGUUUGUGUGCUUACUUUUUAAAAAACCAUUUUGAUAAUCGCUUUCCUUUUUUGAGUACAGUUCGCAGCCACUUUUUUCACUCUGGAGUCUGUACGGGAGCCUCUCUGCUUGGGCACAAGGGAUUACUGCCACAGAUUUACUCCAAUAAAGACUGAGGACUUGUGUGUGCAACUUAAGAUUCAACCCUGCCCUCAGCCACACUGUCCCCCUGGCACCCAAAAAUGUAUCCUAGCAGGCGGGGAACAAGGAUGUCUAGUUAUGAAAAUCAAAAAGAGUCCAGUAGCACC
This is a messenger RNA of Eublepharis macularius, 4394 nucleotides long. RefSeq names its product adenosylhomocysteinase like 2 (gene AHCYL2). Lineage: Eukaryota; Metazoa; Chordata; Lepidosauria; Squamata; Eublepharidae. The record is from RefSeq and is a predicted model, not a curated record. Gene Ontology annotation, cellular component: cytosol. The transcript is spliced from 17 exons. Bases 50 to 1867 code for a protein of 605 amino acids. Gene Ontology annotation, biological process: L-methionine cycle.